ACGUUUUUUCUGCUCUCUUAAAAUAGCAACCACAUAAGCUCUCUUCUUCCAUGGAGUUUGGGACACCCACAAAUCAUUUUCACUGAGUCUCUCUCUCUCUCUCUCUCUCUCUCUCUCUCACCAUUUCAUUGUACCAUUACCUCACUCUAUACCGUGCAUUUGACAAUCAAGACUUGAACUUUCCAUAAAUUUAGUGCUUCAAAAAAAAAAAAAAAGGAAUUUGGGUUUCUCUGCGUGUCUUGGUCUUGAUUCUUCAAUUGUACUUUCCUGGCUAAUGUUGCAGGGGUCUAUAAAAAGUUUCUUUUGAGACUCAGCUGAGGUUUUGGAGAUCAACAUAUUGUGAUGAAAGGUUAAGGAGGAUAGCUUCUUUGUUUUUUUGCUUGAAUUGAACUUGGUUUAAUUUUUACUUGGGUGGUCCUAUUGCAUGUAAUGGAGUCCUGGAGUUAUGUUUCUGGUGAGAAAGGUUCUGUAUCUGAUGCAGCAAUUUCACCUUCUGAUUCUUAUGCAAGAAAUAGAAGUGCCUUGAUGAACUGGGAGUUAAAAGGUCCCUAUAGUUUUAGCAACAACAUGCUAGUCUCAGGACAACAAGCAAUAGAGAAUCAUGCUUUUGGGGAAUUGGGUAAUGGAGAAUUCAUAGGAAAACAGUUGCCUAAUGAUUCAAUUGGGGAUAUUUUAAAUAGCAAAGUUACUCGGGGAAGAACUGUAAAUCCGAUAAUGGCUACCCUGAAUGCCUUCUCUGGGGAGGAUGAGUCUACUUCGAAGUUUUCAAGCUCUGUCGUGGACUCUAAUAGUCGGGAUUCUUCACUCAUAGAUUUAAAGCUGGGAAGGUUUCCUGAUCAUAGAGAUGGCCAAAGUUCUAGUUUUUCUAUAGGGGCCCCCAUUUUAUCUUCAUCUGAGUCAUCUACACCCCCAAAGAGAGUUCGAGCUGCUGGAGUAAAUUCUCAUACCACCUAUUGCCAAGUUUAUGGUUGUAACAAGGAUCUCGCUUCCUCAAAAGACUACCACAAGAGGCACAAAGUUUGUGAGGUUCACUCAAAAACUGCAACAGUUAUUGUUAAUGGAAUUGAACAACGGUUUUGUCAACAAUGCAGCAGGUUUCAUUUGCUGGCUGAAUUUGAUGAUGGUAAGCGCAGCUGUCGUAAACGCCUCGCUGGCCACAAUGAGCGGCGGAGAAAACCUCAAAUUGGUAUUCACUCUGGGAGAAGUGGAAGGUUACUUCAGCAAUAUAAUGGCUUUGCUGGUGGCAGAUUUCAUGGAACUAUGUUGACAACUACGUCCUUUAUUUGCCAAGAUAUACUACCUAGUGGCCUUUUGCAUCCUGAUAAGUAUGUAACAAAUGAAUGGGGCAAGCGGAUAAAAGUUGAAGAUGGGACUGAUUAUAGCCCUCUUCCCACCAUUCCCAUCAUGGAUGGGCAUUUGCAUUUAAAAUCCCCCUACCAUCCUAGUGGUAUUGAGAAACUGUUUCCCUCUUUUCAUGGUAAUGAAGCUAAUGCAGCCACUGGAGGCAUUUUGAGUGUGAACAAUGCAAGAUAUCCUCAUGACUUUGGUGGUCCAAAUUCUGUAUCACGCCCUUUAUUCCAAGACACCUCAUUAGGAAGUGAAGACAUCAAUGUUUUUGAUGCUGCAUCAACCAUUCAAGGACUAUCUGGGAUUUCAGAUUCUGGUUGUGCUCUCUCUCUUCUGUCAUCUCAAUCACAGAACUCUUCAAGCCAUUCAUCAGGAAUUCCCAUGUCUCGUUCCCUUGUCAUUCCAGGCAGCCAUACCCAUUACAACAUGAGUCAAGUCUCAGAAAAGCUCAUCGGAGUUAGCUCGCAGGCUUCAACUACUGGGGUUUCAAAUAAGUUCUCUUCAUCAGGGAUGAAUUCAACUGAAGGGAGUCACGUGGGACCCCUACUGAUAUCUGAUGGCGGUGAAGCUGCCAACUUUGAUAUCUCUGGUGGGAUUUACCAAGGUUCGGAAUUCAUGAAUACCAAGGAUCGCCUAUCAUGCGAAGAUGGACCAACAAUUGACUUGCUUCACCUUUCAUCACAACUUCAGCGAGUGGAGCACCAAAGACAAUCGAUGCAGGUGAAGCAUGAAAAUGAGGCUUUCUGCUGCCUCCGAAUCACUUAAGUACAUAAGCAAUAAGGACCAAACACUGUGCUAUGGGAGAGGAGUGCAAUGUGCUAAAAGGUGUGCAGUUCUGGAGACAUCUAGAGUUGAUCUCGGAGAACAUAAAAGCAUCAGGUAGAGAAAAUGAUGAGAAAGUUCAGAUGCUAAUCUAACCUUCUCAGCAGCUGCUAACAGCUUGAUUUUUUUUUUAUUUAAUUUCAGCUAGACUUUGUUUAUAUAAUCAGGAAGUCAUUCCUUCCCGAGAAGUGAAUAAUAAAUGGCCCAAAGGUCAUAUCCACAUUUACUUUGCCUCCUAAUAUGCUUUCCCGUCAUGUUACCCUCAAUGUUGUUGAACAUUUCAUCAGGUCUAACCUCUGUAGUUCUAGAUCAUAAUAUAAUGACAAAUAAUUGUUUGCAUUUUUCACUUGUUAA
This is a messenger RNA of Theobroma umbraticum, 2523 nucleotides long. RefSeq lists its product as uncharacterized. Lineage: Eukaryota; Viridiplantae; Streptophyta; Magnoliopsida; Malvales; Malvaceae. The record is from RefSeq and is a predicted model, not a curated record. Gene Ontology annotation, molecular function: DNA binding. Gene Ontology annotation, cellular component: nucleus.